UUCCUGAUUUGCUUGUCCAUUUUCCAUCCGCUGUUUCAGAAGACACUACUCUCCGCAAAUACAAGCCCCGGGGUCGAAUGUAUAACUCCUGAUGAAGACCCAGGCGCUUGUCACCGUUAGAUUGACAAUCCCCAUCAACUUAAUUUACUGCGGCGGUGGAACUUUAGGUAUCCGGUCUGCCAAUAUCACCCGGUAUAAUUAGACGAUCAUCGCCCCGCAGAGGUCGCGAACCUAAUAAUGUAGCUUUCUACCAGUACGACCGGAUCGCCUACAAAUACUACUAUCUAGUCUUUCCAGUCCCAGCUCAAUAUCUUAUCGAGGCCCCAGUAACCCAACUACCAGGUAUAUAACACGCUGCCUAAUCGAUCAUUUCUACUUCUCACAUACCAUCCGCCCUAGAUAUCCUAGAAAAUCAUCUCUGAACUAUGGUGUCCGCUGUGCGAGGCUAUCAAAUCAACACGGCCGUCUUCGCUCUCCUGUCGGCAGGGCAUACUCACCUAGCUCGAGAAUGGACCUCCAAUGUACAAUUCAAGAACCUUCCUAAAACUAUCCAGGCGUAUGCUCGAGCUGGCUGGUAUCAGGGAAGUGUCUUCUUCCUCAUCAUGUCGUUGGUCAAUUACCGCUGGUCCAAAACUAACACGGGCCGUCUGACCGAUCCGAUUGACAAGGCUAUCGCGGCGUUGAAUAUCCUGCUGCUCUGGGCGAGUGCGGUGUGGUAUAAGAAGAAUGGAAUCAAGCAGGCAACUGUAGCGGUCGGGGUUAGUGGUCUGCUUCAGGCUUAUGCGGCGUUUGUCGCGAGGGAGUAAAUUAUCUUGUUGAUGUCGGUGUGAUUAUUCUUUUUGUUUGAGCUGAAGUCGGGGGAGAUGGAGAUGUUGUAUCAAUGAUGUGAAAGGGAAGAUGUAUAGGACUCGAUUUCAAGCCUCGGGUUAAUAUGUAUUCACAUGUUCGUCUUUCGUUGUGGUUCGUUUUAAGGUCUGAAAGUCUGAAAUAUGGAUUUUAGUGACCUCUUGAUUGACAGUGUAUGUACAG
Paecilomyces variotii is the source of this 1029-nucleotide messenger RNA. RefSeq lists its product as hypothetical. NCBI's taxonomy places the organism in Eukaryota, Fungi, Ascomycota, Eurotiomycetes, Eurotiales, Thermoascaceae. The coding region runs from base 426 to 806 and encodes 126 amino acids. The transcript is spliced from 3 exons. The record is from RefSeq and is a predicted model, not a curated record.